Dichotomopilus funicola is the source of this 1452-nucleotide messenger RNA. RefSeq names its product glycoside hydrolase. Lineage: Eukaryota; Fungi; Ascomycota; Sordariomycetes; Sordariales; Chaetomiaceae. Gene Ontology annotation, molecular function: hydrolase activity, hydrolyzing O-glycosyl compounds. Gene Ontology annotation, biological process: carbohydrate metabolic process. The record is from RefSeq and is a predicted model, not a curated record. The transcript is spliced from 2 exons. Bases 1 to 1452 code for a protein of 483 amino acids.
AUGGACAACGGCGAUUACUUCGGCCGCACGGCCGGCAACAACCUGCCAUCCAUGGCCUCCACGGCCGCUGGAACACCACAAAGGCCGGGGACACCAAGCGAGUCUGUUGGCCGCGGUCCCUUUGGCGACGGCUUCGAAUCACAAGCAUCGCACCGAUCCUCAGGGCCCAACGGCAACCCCUUCAUCAGCCCUUCGGUUUCGCGCCCCGCCAGCAGCUUCGACUCGGCGUCAGGCAUUGGCCGCUUCGACGGCGGGCAACGCUACUUCCACUCUCGACGCGUGCGGAAGGGCGAGGUCGAGAAACCGUGGACGAAGCAGGCGGAUCCGAAGGAGAAGUGGGUUACUAUCUUGCCCCUCAUUGGCAUCCUCAUCGGCUUGGGAAUCUCUGGUUUCUUGGUGUGGGAUGGCAUUCGGAGUGUGGUCAAGCACAACUACUGCUUGGUGUUGGAGGAGAACUGGGACAAUGGGUUCAACGAGAAAGUGUGGCUAAAGGAGGUACAAGUAAAUGGGUUUGGAAACAACGAGUUUGAACAGACGACUGGCGGGGACCAAAACGUCUUCAUCGAAAACGGCAACCUGAUGAUCAAGGCGAUUCCGCAGGAUGACGCCCUGAUGCAAAAGAACUACAAGAUUGAUCUGCUCAAGGACGGCACCUGCACGUCCAAGUCGCCCGCUGCUUGCAUCGCCUACACUAACAUCACGACUGGCAACUCCUCGAUUGUGCCUCCAGUUCUAUCCGGCCGCAUUAACACGAAGCCCGGCGCAGCUAUCAAGUACGGCCGCGUCGAGGUCACCGCGAAGCUGCCUGCUGGCGACUGGCUCUGGCCAGCGAUCUGGAUGAUGCCCCGGGACGACGCUUACGGGCCUUGGCCUGCAUCCGGCGAGAUCGACCUGAUGGAGUCGCGCGGCAACAACUACACCUACCCGCAGGGCGGCAACAACAUCAUGUCGUCGGCACUGCACUGGGGACCUAACCCGGGCAACGACGGGUGGUGGCGCACCAACGUCAAGCGGCAGUCGCUGCACACGACUUACGCGGACGGCUUCAACACGUUUGGCAUCGAGUGGUCGCAAAAGUACCUCUUCACCUACGUCAACUCGCGCCUGUUGCAGGUGCUGUACGUCAACUUUGACGAGCCCAUGUGGGGACGCGGUAACUUCCCCAUCCUGGAUAACAAGGGCGCGCGCAUCAACGAUAUCUGGAGCCAUACCGGCCGCGCCCAGACGCCCUUUGAUCAACCCUUUUUCCUGAUCCUCAAUGUUGGCGUGGGUGGCACCAACGGAUGGUUUGAGGAUAACGUUAACGGCAAGCCCUGGCUGGAUUCCUCGCCCAAUGCGCGCAAGGACUUUUGGCAGGCUAAGGACCGUUGGUUCCCGACGUGGACUCAGCCGCAGAUGGAGGUUAGCAAGGUCAUGAUGUGGCAACAGUGUGAUGGGAAUGAAGAUCUUUGA